ACAAUUUUUUUAAAUGAUUAUGACGAAGAUAGUUCAACAAUUAUAGAUAGCGAAGAAGAGUAUAGUAAGCGUUUAUUAACAGGUGUUGUAUAUUGGAAUUCAACCGCUGAGGGGCCCCCAAAUUGUGUUCAUGGGAGGCGCAAUUUGCUCAUUUUUUGAUGAUAGCAUGGCAUGUUGCAUAAGAUAUUUUUAUAAUAAUAAUUUUAAUGAUUUAAAAUCAAACCAAAACCAAAACGAAAACCAAAAUCAAAAUCAAAAUCAAAAUCAAAAUCAAAAUCAAAAUCAAAAUCAAAAUCAAAAUCAAAAUCAAAAUCAAAAUCAAGAUCAAGAUGAAAAUGAAAAUAAAAGUAAUAAUAUACCCAAAAUUGUAAUUUCAAAUUCAAAAAACUAUGUUGUAACAGCAAAUUUAUCAGUAAAUUAUAAGAAAUUUGUUGUAUUGGAAAGCUUUUCAUCUGUAGAAACCAAAAUUCAAAAGAGAGAAGGAAGAAAAAUUUAUGUUUUAUCAACUUUAAAAGAUCAAUUUGGUGUCGUUAGAGCUGAAGCAACCGCUGUUUGGAUUGUUGUUAAAAUUGAAACCCCAAUUAAUAAUAAUGUUUCGCCGCCAUCUUUCCUGUCACCUCUACCCUCGCCUAAUAGCAGUAAAAAAGAUUAAAAACUAAUAAAUAUAGUUAAAUAUACAUUAUUAUAUUAUUUAUUAAUAAAUUAUAUAAUAAUAUUUUAAAAUUUUUUUUUUUUACAAAC
Molecule: messenger RNA, 741 nt
Organism: Dictyostelium purpureum
Lineage: Eukaryota; Evosea; Eumycetozoa; Dictyosteliales; Dictyosteliaceae
Exons: 1
Coding region: 131-652 (173 amino acids)
Source: RefSeq, a predicted model, not a curated record